UCAGUGGAAAAUAACGGGUAUUAAUUAACAUGAUUUGAACAUUUUCGUUACUUCAGUAUGUAUGAUCAUGGACUACUUGUAAAAAAGGGGCAAAUUAUGGAAUGAUUAAAGAUCAGUGAGAUGGAAGAUGAGGUCUCAGAUCUGGGAUUUGUCAGUGUUAAUAGUAUUCAUAUUGCAGAAAACCAAUGCUUACUCAUCAUAUAGCCACCUGUUUGAGGAUGGAGAGUGCAGUUUGUUUGCACGUUUUGAGACCAGUGCUGGUGAAGUCCUGAAUGAGUACUGUUACAAAUGUUUACAUACUUCUGAUCAUGAAUAUCUCCAGGAUUGUAUAAAUCCUUACUGCCAUGAUCCGAAGUUUGUGUUAAAGGAAAAUGGCAGUUUAACAUACUAUAAUUGUAGGAGAGGUUGUGGUGGGCAGCCUUUAGCCUGUGAUGCACCAAAGUCGAUUGAUAAUUUGGAAUGGUCCUGUAGCGAAGAUAAAGAAAAUAAACUGCUCUCUAGGAAGUUUUUGCCCUGUCAGACAUGUCAUGCAGUCUGUUCCCCUGGUUACCAGCUAAAGCAACCUGUGACUAUUUCAUGUGUGCAGAAAAACUUGACACACUUAAGCUGGAACACCACUGAAGUCAGGACCUACUGUAUCAGCAUUGAGAAAAUCUGUGGUACUCCUGGCAUCCCUGGUGUGACCUUGGAAGAUUGCGAGACCUAUGACGAGCUUGACCCCUCUACUGGUCAAUUCUCAUUUUAUCAGGAUUGUACCACUAGGUGCCACCCUGGCCUACAUCAGGUGUUCAGUGUCAACACAUCUUGUGGAGAGGAUGGCAACUGGAAUCAUCUAGAAAGACUGGGAAAGAUGUGCAUUGAUCCCUCGCUAGGCUGUGAGUUGAUGAACUCAACAGGGAGCUGGAACUGUACUGGUACUUGGUUUAACAGUACCCAUGUGUCCUCAGGGGCAUUUUGUCAACUUGAUUGUGGGCAACUUGAAGAUAAUGGGAAUGCUGUUCUGUGUAACAAUACACAUUUGUUCCGCUUACAUGAAAAUUUACAAUAUCCCUUCUGCUACAAGUAUAAAGAUAGGAAAGACAGGGCACGUGAAAAUAAUGGGUACAGUAUUUAUGUCGCAGUAACUUUGAUCUCACUUAUGUUGCUGUCAGUGUGUAAGUGCAAUGGAUGGGGGAAAAUUGUAUCCAUUCAAAGGAAAUGCAGACUUUGGAUGAAAAAUUAUUCAGGAGAGUGCAGUAAAUAUGCAGGUGUUAAUCCUGGUCCAACCGCUGCUGGUGUUAAUCCUGGUCCAACCGCUGCUGGUGUUAAUCCUGGUCCAACCGCUGCUGGUGUUAAUCCUGGUCCAACUGCUGCUGGUGUUAAUCCUGGUCCAACUGCUGCUGGUGUUAAUCCUGGGCCAACUGCAGCUGGUGUUAAUCCUGGUCCAACUGCUGCUGGUGUUAAUCUAGAUCCAACUGCAGCUGGUGUUAAUCCUGGUCCAACUGCUGCUAGUGUUAAUCCUGGUCCAGCCGCUGCUGGUGUUAAUCCUGGUCCAACCGCUGCUGGUGUUAAUCCUGGUCCAACCGCUGCUGGUGUUAAUCCUGGUCCAACUGCUGCUGGUGUUAAUCCUGGUCCAACCGCUGCUGGUGUUAAUCCUGGUUUAUCUCCUGGUGUUAAUCCUGGUCUUCCUACUGAUGGAGUUGAUCCAGAUAGGUUGUUCCCUGCUGAUAAUUUUGACUCAUUUGGAUCUGCAGAACUUUUUGAUUCCACACUGGAUGAAAAGUUACUGAACUCUUGUGAAGGAGACAGCCUGAUGAACGAUGCUAAUAAACUUGAGGAUCCUUUGUCCAGUUAUGAUACAUCUGAGUGUAGUACAAGAUCUAGUGGUGAUGGACUAUCCCAAUCUUUACUAUAGGUCGAAGUAUCCAGUGAGGAAUGAUUCUGUGAGCAAAAGUCACUAAAAUUUUUGCCAGUUAUUGAAAUUCUUUGUAAUUUACCUAUCUAGGGUAGCUCUGCAGGCUAUAGAGCAUAAUAUUUGUACCCGAAAUUCUUAGUGUAUGAACACAGGAGUAGGAGAAAGAGACCAUUCACUUUAGAUCUAACAUCUUCUUUUCUGAAACAGAUACUUUUUUAUCCUCAAUGAAACACUUUUGCAAGUGAUAUUAACUUGGGUUACAUCCGUCCAUGUGUUCUUGCAUUUGCUUUUCCCGGCACUAACUCUGUUUUCAAGCUAGUACUUCCCUAGUGCCUUUUGCUGUGGAGCAGCUCUCAUGUUCAAUACAAUGUCUGCUAGAAACAGAAAGGCCGAACUACAAAUUGCGGUUGUAUGGGUCAUGACUCCAAAACCGUUAAAUAUAACUACCUGAAACUUUGUACAACUAUCAUGCUAGCAUUUAGGUAACGUCUUUUGCUAUGGAGGAGUUCUAAUACUUUAUAUCUAACCAUGGAAACAGGUAAAACUAAAAGUUGCGUUGUUUUGCACAUACAUCAUUCACAUCCUCUCUGAAACCCAUCCAUCCCUCCCAUCCAUCUCUCAGACCCAUCCCUCACAUUCAUCUUGGUUUGAUAGGUAUUUGAGACAACCUGAUAUAAUGGUUAUUAGAUAGACAAAAAUGUAAUAUUCAAGAUUCUGAGUUAAGAUAUCUAAGUAAAUAAUCUGUGUCCAGAAAACUGUUUGAAAAAGUCAUAUAGCAAUUCAUAAAGUAACAUAUCAGAAAUUGUAGAAAUGGUAACUUUGUAUGAAAUUGUAAUGACUCCUUCUGUGUGAUUUAAUAUUGAGAUGAAAUGGGAGAGUUAUCUCUUUGGAGAAAUGUUAGAUAAAUGUACUGUUUGUAUAGGAUAAUCAUAUUGGUAAGUUGUUUCAUUGUUCUACUGAUCAGUCAGGUAGUUGAAGAAUCAUAAUUGUUCUUGAACUGGUAUCGGUCUUAAUUGAGGCCCCACUGAGUAUACAGUAUUGUUCUGGCAAUAAGUCCAUGUCAUAAACUCAUCCAAAUUAAGUAGUUGUUAGAGUAUGUUCCCUCAAUAUCCUGAUAACUACAAUACUAUCUUUGCUUCAUCAGAAGCAUUGAAAAUUUUAUGGUGUGAUUCAUGGAAAAAAAUUGGUCGUAUUUAAUAUCUUAUAAAAAUGUAGAUCCAUAUCAUUAUAUGUAUUAUAGAUUUUUAUUAUUCAAUUUUAUAUAACUUUUAUUUUUACGCUUUUUAUCUUUGAUCAAGAAUUCCAACUACCAGUACUUAUUUCCAGUAUGUUUAUACAUAUAUCUCAGCAAAUUUUCAGCAAUAUUUGGUAAUUAACAACAUUGAACCUUUCAUAGCAUACUUGUGCUUAGCUUAAAUCUGAUCAGGAUUAGACAUGUCGGAGUGUAUAGGUUUGUGUGAUAAAAACAUGUGCCUAUUGGUAUUAGCCUAAAAUGGAUCAGGAUGAGACAUGUCAAAGUGUAGAGGUUUGUGUGAUAAAAACAUGUGCCUAUUGGUAUUAGCCUAAAAUAGAUCAGGAAAAUUAAUUUAGAUUGUAUAGGUUUGUGAUAAAAACAUGGCUGUUGGUAUUAGCUUAAAUUUGAAAUUUUACCCUGUUUUUAUAGACAUGUCUGCUUUACUUGUGGUUCCUAAGCAGAAAUUAUUACAUUGUAUAUAAUUUAUAAUACAUUUUAUAGCAGAUCUGUGAUAAUGUAUUUUUUACCAAGUGGGACAAAUAGUUCUUUUUUAAUUAAUUAUUUUUGAUUUUAAACAUUUGGGAAAAAUGAAACUUGGCCGAUAUUUUUGCAUAUGAUCAGAAUGAUGAGAGAGUAUUCUAUUAUUUUGUUAUUGAUGUAGAAGCAAUGAGGGCAUGAUACAAGCAUAUUAGUACAACUGUGAUAACAGGGUACCCAUUUAAUCAGUGCAACUAUACUGCAAUAAAGUUACAAAACACAUAUGUGUGGAAAUGAAAUGUAAAUGAAUAAAACUCCCACUAUCUGACAGCUCUCCUGAUCCCAGAAGGCUACAAUAUUAUGAUCAAUGUUCAACAGACGUCUAAUACUCCUAUAAGACUUCGAAUAAAUGUAAUAAACAUAUUUUUUGAGACAAUUCUUUGUGAAAGACGUUUUCCUGAAAUAAACAGAGAAAACAUGUUUAGAAA
Ylistrum balloti is the source of this 4093-nucleotide messenger RNA. RefSeq lists its product as uncharacterized. Bases 128 to 1894 code for a protein of 588 amino acids. The record is from RefSeq and is a predicted model, not a curated record. The transcript is spliced from 11 exons. NCBI's taxonomy places the organism in Eukaryota, Metazoa, Mollusca, Bivalvia, Pectinida, Pectinidae.